UUUAUAUAAAAGACCGAUUCUUUCCUUCUCAAUCAUUAUCUCAUUCCUUUGGACCUUUUCGUUUACUCUGAAAGAAAAGGGUUGUAUUUUUGUGCUUUCCAUUCGAACUUCUCUUUGUAGCGCGAGAUGUCCUUAGAGGAACCUCCAGCGGUGGAGGCCAAUGGAGGGCUAGACGAUUCUCCUCGCAGAUCAGCGAAAAAGAUGACCGUCUAUCCUUCCACUAGCGACACCAUACCUCUCAAAGAGAUUAAUGAACCGUCCAAGACUGUACAUGUCACAGAUACAUUUGAGGACCGGGACCCUGUCGUAGAAACUCGUGGAAAGAAGAAGAAGAGUGCUUGGAAGUUUUGGGAGAAAGACGAAGAAGUUGAAGUGGAUCCAAACAAACCGAAACCCGUUCCAGUUUACAAGUUGUUUCGAUAUGCUACCAAGUUUGACAUGGUUCUCAUUAUUCUAAGUUUCAUCUUUGCCAUGCUGCAUGGUGCUGCUCUACCAGGUGCUAUGUAUCUGUUUGGUGAUCUCACCAACUUAUUUGCCUACCAUGAUUCCUCCAGGACCGUGUUUGAGACCAUUCGUGUUAACUAUUAUAAUACUUAUAAUAGCUAUUUGUUCCAGAAUCUUAAUCUUAGUCUCUCUGAAGCUAUAGAGAAUAGGACAGUCACCCCUGGUUUAGUUAUGAACCAGGCAUUGCUGAUGGAGUUCAAUAAUGCAAGUGGAUUUGGAGCUGGUCUAUCAGAUUCGAUACUCACCGGUCUCAGUUGUGUUAUAAUUUCUUAUGCUAAUGACAGUAUUGAUGACCUUGAUUCUCCAUUUGAAGUCCUCCGGAGGCUAGCAACUGAUAAUGAUUACAUGUUUCAAGUGACAACCAAUGCUUGUUCGCGUUGUCUCGAAGUUCAGUUUAGAGAUUUCAAUGAAGAAGCACGCUGUCUCUCUAAUGAUGUUUUCUUCAAUGGAGAUGGGAGCGUUGGAGAUGGCGUAUUCUGGCAAUUAUAUUUAUAUGGUAUAAUAGUAGUUGCUACCUUUAUAUUGGCCUUUCUUCAAAUCUCUACAAUGCAACUGGCCUGUGAGAGACAAGUGUAUAAGAUUAGGUUAGCUUACUAUCGUGCUGUUCUUCACCAGGACAUUGGAUGGUUUGAUCUUAAUGCCAGUGGGGAAUUAACUUCAAGACUUAAUGAGUGAG
Molecule: messenger RNA, 1180 nt
Organism: Amphimedon queenslandica
Lineage: Eukaryota; Metazoa; Porifera; Demospongiae; Haplosclerida; Niphatidae
Exons: 3
Coding region: 127-1179 (350 amino acids)
Biological process (GO): transmembrane transport
Cellular component (GO): plasma membrane
Molecular function (GO): ABC-type transporter activity; ATP binding
Source: RefSeq, a predicted model, not a curated record